Patella vulgata (common limpet) is the source of this 3100-nucleotide messenger RNA. RefSeq names its product integumentary mucin C.1. Bases 42 to 1106 code for a protein of 354 amino acids. The record is from RefSeq and is a predicted model, not a curated record. The transcript is spliced from 6 exons. NCBI's taxonomy places the organism in Eukaryota, Metazoa, Mollusca, Gastropoda, Patellidae.
UAGGCGGAGAUCACCAUCAGGCUGAUAAUACAACUACGACAAUGAAGUUUUUGAUUCUUAUUGCUGCGUGCUGUUUUGCAGUUUGCCAUGCCUCAGUGGAACUUGAGAACAAAGCGGAAGACGCCGUUAAUGUAAACAGAGAAAAGAGGGAAGUCGGUUCAUUAUCCAGCAAUGUCAUACCACAAGAUGUUCAUACCACCAGGAAUAAAAGGGCUACUAUUUAUACCAACAGAAAGAAAAGGCAGACUGAAGCACUUAGUGCAGAUGAUCAGUGUAUUCGACAGUUUGGAGCCGGUUCUUAUUUUUGUCGCGCGACGUAUGAUCAACCUUUAACAGAUUAUUCAGUAAUGUGCAGAACAGGGCUUUGUUCUAAUAAUGCUGCUUUUCCCGCGUGUGUCAACGUGACGUUCGACGAAAUGACUACAUGUGGCAAUCAGAAGUGGUGUAUCGCGGGUCAGUGUGUUUUUGACGAAGAUGCCCCUGUGACAUCGUCAGAUCUGUGCCCCCAGGGUGAUUCACCAACUGUAACAUGCACUAUUUAUACACCUGAACAGUGUGAGGGAUUUAGAGUUAAUGGGAUACAAGCGGUACUUCUACGAUGCUGUGAUCACUGUAAAGAAGAAACUGCCACUACAACCACCACUACAACCCCUACAACUCCAACCACCACUACAUCCACUACGACUCCAACCACCACUACAUCCACUACAACUCCAACCACCACUACAUCCACUACGACUCCAACCACCACUACAUCCACUACAACUCCAACCACCACUACAUCCACUACAACUCCAACCACCACCACAUCCACUACAACUCCAACCACCAAUACAUCCACUACGACUCCAACCACCACAACUACAACUCCAACCACCACCACAUCCACUACGACUUCAACAAGGACAACAACGCAAAAAUGUAAUUUAUUCCGCUACCUAAAGGGUAAAUGCUCUAACAUUUCAACGAAUCAAUUGAACUGUUUACGACGUUUUUGUAGGUCUUGUCGUAAAUGUCGUUAUUUGUAUAACAGAAAGUGUCGCUCUUGCAUGAAGAGAAAUAAACGCAAACUCUGCCAACUUCUCUGGAAGUUUGAGAAGCAGUAAACGAGGAUUUUUCAUAUAAUAUAAGCUUAUUAUUUUAAGGCUACCAAAAUAGUUAUCAAAAAUAUAAAUUGAAAAAACCCCCAAAAAACAAAAUAAACAACGUAAGAUUUAGAUAAAGAGCUGUCAGUUUUCGCUAUAAUAGGCAAAUAGAGAAUCUCCUACGAGUCUUUUUAAAUUUUGAUACAAAAAAAAAAAAAUAUCAACACACGUCGAUAAAGUAAAGAAAAACAAAAAAAACGAGGCUCUGAUUUUAUUUAUCACCCAGUCUUUUCUUACGUGAACAGGGGGGGGGGGGGGUGGAUGGCUGAAUGGUUAGCACGUGCGCGCUGUAUCAUAAAGUCUGUCAUUGAGUCAGCUGGCGGGGUUUCGAUUCCCCAGUUGUACGUGACAAGGAGUAGGGUCGCCUGGCCAACCUCGUGGGUUUUCUCCGGGUCCUCGGGUUUCCUCCCACUGCUUAAGACCCCUUAUGCGCGAGCGAAUUAUGGAAAUAAAAUUGAACCAUAUGUCAGUUCCGAAAUGACCUAGUAUGUGUCGAAUGGACGUUAAACCCCAUUUCUCUCUCUCUCUUUCUCUUACAUGAACAAAUAGAUAAAUAUAAUUCUUUGCUAUAGAUUUCACUUUUACUGAACCUGAUUACAUUACAGCAUAGUGAUACAUCAUUUUUUUGACAGAAAUUCAACCAUUGCAAAGUCCUUUAUAUUGACCAAGUGUUUCCAUUAAAGUCAAUUAAAUAAAAAUAGUUCAUUAUUAAUAAAAAAAAAAGAAGUUACUUUUAUUGAAAAAUGAACUGUUCUUUGAAAAUAAAAAAAAGUAGUUCCUUUUUGAUUGACCAAUCAAAUACAUGUAAAGCGAUAUCUACUGUAGAAGGUAUUAUUGAUUGAUAAGUAUUUUUAUUUUAUUUAAAGUUGCAAUUUCAUAUUUUUACGUUACAUUUUUAAAAUUUAUUAAAAUAAAGCCAUAAAAUAGAUGGUAUCUAUAAACAGUCCUACUUUGUUAAAGAAUAAUCCUAUUAAUCCUAUAUAUCACUAUUGCCAGUUGAGAAAUUGGCAAAAAUAUCAUUUUCCUCUUCAAAUUCAAACGUUUGAAAAAAGCUACUCCAUGGUGGAGAAUAGAAAACAAGGGAGGUAAUUUGGAGGUAAUUGUGUUAUUAUUUCCGGUGUAAAUGAGUUUUAAGUGUGAGAAUGACACCUAUGAUCGUUUAAUAGUGAGUUGACAACCUAUUGAGCAAAAGACAUAGAAAUAAUUAUGUUUUGACUUUCUUAGAAAAUAUGAAAUUGUAACUUUAAAGAUACAAUAUGUAAGAUUUAGAUAAAGAGCUAACCAUUCUUGUUAUAAUAGCUCCAAAUAUAGAUAAUGUAAAAUGAAAAUAUUGAAAAUUUCAUUUUAAUUACUUCAUUCUGAGCCAAGGUAUCACUGUUUGUAGUUUUGACAGUAUGUGUGCACUGUGGUAACCAGGGCACUGGUAUAUUCGAGAUUUAGCCUCGCUUUUCAAUUAUUAAACUUUUAAAUGGCGAACCGUUCUAAUCUAGUUAAAAUCUCGAGUAUCCGAUGCCAUCAAGAGUUUUGUUAAUUAAUGUCUAAUUAAUAAUUAAUAUAACAUUUAAGGCCCAAAGAAGGACUUGCAAUAGGCAUAUUUAACUCUUGUAAAAUGCAUGUUUAAGUGAUUUAAAAAUAAAAAUUGAAAAUAAAUUCUAUAGUGACUUAAAGGGCAGUAACAUGUUUAUACUAACAAUUCUUUAACGACGCAAUAUUUCAGAUUUAGAUAAAGAGCUGACAGUUCUUGCUAUAAUAGUUAAAUAUAAAUAAAUUCUAUUCUAACAAAUUCUUUAAAGACGCGAGACGCAGUUUUCGCUAUAAUAGUUAAAUAUGAAUAAAUGAAAGGGGAAUAUCUUAAAAAUUUCAGUCAAAUUACUUCAUAUUGAGCGGCGUUAUGGCCGUUUGAAGAACAGUGUAGUCUACCCUUAUUACGAUAAUAAAUAAAAUCUCGAUUAUCA